Molecule: messenger RNA, 1321 nt
Organism: Tetranychus urticae (two-spotted spider mite)
Lineage: Eukaryota; Metazoa; Arthropoda; Arachnida; Trombidiformes; Tetranychidae
Product: syntaxin-6
Biological process (GO): Golgi vesicle transport
Cellular component (GO): membrane
Source: RefSeq, a predicted model, not a curated record
UUGUUUUUUUAUGCAACAACACUUUGAAAUUGUCAUGUAAAUUGUUUUAUCGCCAAUUAUUUGUGUUUUUUAAUUUGUUUUUACCUGUUUAUUAGUUAAUUUGAAUUACAAUCUAUCCAAUUUUAAUGUAACAUCCAUCGAAAAUUGUUAUAACUAGCAUUUAUCACCAUAUUAAGUGACCAUUUGGUUGGAAGUUUGUGCAUCGCAUUUAUUCAAAGCAAAUUCACAGCCAACAUUAAUCAAGCCAUACUUUCGUCUUCAACACUAUUACCGUUUUCCUCAAUUUUUUAUUUUAUUUAACCCAAAUUUCAAUUAAUAAUCAGCAAAUAUGUCCAAUGAAGAUCCAUUUUUCAUGGUCAAAGAAGAGGUGCUUAAUGCGCUUAAUAAGUCUAGAAGUUUAUACCAAUGUUGGAAAGAACAGAAGAAUGAUCCUACAAAUUGCUCCAAGGAAGAUCCAAACUGGGUUUUAACUGAGUUAAAAAACAAAUUACGCUCAAUUGAUUGGGAUCUUGAAGAUUUAGAAGAGGCCUUGGGUAUUGUUGAAAAUAAUUUAAAAAAGUUUAAACUGGAUGCAAAAGAGAUCGCCAGUAGACGUGCCUUUAUCGAGGAAACCCGGGAAGAAGUUAAAGCAAUGAAGGAUGACAUUAAUGAAAACAAAAACGGAAGCAAAGACGCAGUUAAAGCCAUGGCAGCUCUCCUCAAUCCUAACCUUAAUCUGAGUAACACGGCACCCGGCGAUGGUGGUACUAGAUACACAAGGUUGCAGAAUGAAAUAGAAAGUCCAACCCGGAAAGUAUACAAUCAAACCGAAAUUCCGAUUGAAGAAAGCCAACCAUUAAGUCAUCAACUUCAACAAGAACAUGGUAACAUGGUUAUCAAUGAAUUAGCUUCCAACAGAAUAGAGAACGCAAAUGAACAAGCAGUGAUGUUGGAUGAAUUUGGACAAGAUGUCGAUCUUAGGGGUCCAAGAUUUGACACUGCAUUUAAAAAAGUUGCCAAAGUUUUCCAUUUUACAGAGGGAAAGAAACGGGUUACCUUCGCAACCGCUGUUGUUGCAUUUAUUGUCCUGGUUGUUUUCCUUUGGCUCUGAAGUUGAAUUAUAUUUAUUAUGCCCAGUCGAGUAUUCAUGUUCGUAGCAUUUUGAGCUAUCAUGUCACAUCAUUUUAAACUGAAAGAGCACAAAUUUUCCUCUUCCUACUGAGCUCUUUUUUACAAUCUACUUUUUUCCUCUGCAUCUUCAGAAAAAAAAACAUCACAACAUGGUUAUCAUUCGUUAGCCGUUCAAUAUUGAAAGCAAUUAUUAAAUUCCGUUCCAAUCUAA